UAUCGUUUGCACGUCCGGGUUGUUUGUGACGUGUGUGGGCCCGCAUUAGUGUUUUGGCGCGUUUUGUUGCUUACACAGCUUGUGAAAUUUGUUGAAUUAAUACAUUAUAAAUCAUACUUAAACAAAAUGAACGAUUCCUUUGGAGAUUUCAAUGCCACACAAACGGCCACAGCCGGCGCAACAAAGGAAGCCUCCGGCGAGGGUAUUAUUUCAUUGCUGGUCAAGCAGAUUCUUGAUUCACCCGAGGGCAAUUUCAAGAUGUUCGAUGUUACCUACGCUUUGGUAUGCGCCGUGGGAAUUGUGCGCAACAUUGAGACAUCCUCAACGAAGAUCACAUACUCCUUGGAGGAUCACAGUGGACGCAUUGAUGCACACUACUGGCUGGAGGAGGGCGAUGCUAUCAAGUCGCCCGAUGUGAUGAUUAAUAACUAUGUGAAAAUAUAUGGUUCAGUGCGCUCGCAGGCGGGCCAAAAAGUUCUGAUGGUCUUCAAGCUGAUAAAUGUGCUAGAUCCCAAUGAGGUUUGCACCCACAUUCUGGAGGCGCUGCAUUCGCGUUACAAGGCUGAGGAGUACCAUGCCAAGGGCGAUACAGCAAGCGCCAGCAACACGCUAAUGACCAAUGUAACUGCCACCCAAAGCAAUGCCAUUGUUGCUGGCCUGGACAGCAAGCAGCUGGCCGUCUUCCAGGCCAUUAAGAGCAACUGCUCCGAGGAGGGCAUCCAUCGACGCGAACUGAAUGCCAAGUUCUCUCAUAUAAGCCAAUCCGAAAUGAACAACAUUCUGGACUUUAUGAUCUCUGAGGGCCACAUUUAUUCCAGCAUCGAUGCAGAUCACUUUAUAUGCACCAUGUAGUUAUUUA
Molecule: messenger RNA, 859 nt
Organism: Drosophila montana
Lineage: Eukaryota; Metazoa; Arthropoda; Insecta; Diptera; Drosophilidae
Gene: RPA2
Product: Replication protein A2
Exons: 4
Coding region: 127-852 (241 amino acids)
Biological process (GO): nucleotide-excision repair; DNA replication; double-strand break repair via homologous recombination
Cellular component (GO): site of double-strand break; DNA replication factor A complex; nucleus
Molecular function (GO): single-stranded DNA binding
Source: RefSeq, a predicted model, not a curated record